AUGACGUCCCGCCGCAUCAUCUCCGACGAGAAGACCAUCCUCGACAAGGAUGACCACCUGAGCCCAGGUUCCGGCGCGAGCCAGGACUCAUCAGACACCGCGCCUGCUGUUCCCACAGACGUCAUCAUGAAGCUCCUAGCCUUCACCUUCGCCAUGGUCAUCGUCCCCAUCGGGUCGUACUUCCUAACAGUGAACACGAUAUUCAAAGGCAACUCAACCUACGCCGGCGGCCUAGCAGCCCUCAUGGCCAACGUGGUGCUGAUAGGCUACGUGGUGGUGGCCAUAAACGAGGACCAGACGGAGCAGCUGGACGCCAAGAAGAAGGCGCAGGGGAAGAAGGACUGA
Anthostomella pinea is the source of this 345-nucleotide messenger RNA. NCBI's taxonomy places the organism in Eukaryota, Fungi, Ascomycota, Sordariomycetes, Xylariales, Xylariaceae. The record is from the annotation of a GenBank genome assembly.